Molecule: messenger RNA, 2026 nt
Organism: Photinus pyralis (common eastern firefly)
Lineage: Eukaryota; Metazoa; Arthropoda; Insecta; Coleoptera; Lampyridae
Product: organic cation transporter protein-like
Exons: 6
Coding region: 297-1916 (539 amino acids)
Biological process (GO): transmembrane transport
Cellular component (GO): membrane
Molecular function (GO): transmembrane transporter activity
Source: RefSeq, a predicted model, not a curated record
CAACUGAUACAUGCACCGUAUCAAUUUUGCAGAAAGCAUCGGCGGAACGCAAUUCAUCUUUGAAGAAGAGGUUCCAGUAUCGGAAGCGGACCGAUCGCUUUAUAAUUUCAUAAUUAAGGAAAUGUAUCACCUUUUUUAUCACUGUAUGUAUGCACGUUAUUGAAUGUGAUUCAUUUUUUAAUAUGCGUCAAUGUGGUGCAGUACUGCUUGCUGACCCGAUCGUACGGUCAGUCUUAUACCUGCUCGCUGAAGUGUUGAAAUAUAAUAUUUUUCGACAAAGUUAGUUAAUUGGUGCGAUGGAGGAAUUGAGUUUUGUAGACGUGGAUAUUAUGCUGAGACAUGUUGGAGAUUUCGAUAGAUUCCAGUAUUUAUUAAUCGGUUUAUUUAGUUUAAUUAACAUUUUGUCAGGAUUUCACUAUUUUGGGCAAACUUUCAUAAGUGUUACGCCGGAAUAUAAGUGCAAACCAUCGCCGUAUGACGAUGUCAACAAGACGACAUAUCUGGCAUGCUACAAGACGAUUCAAGAAGGCGCAACAACGAAAAAGGUGGCUUGUAAUUCCGGAUGGGACUAUAACACUUCUUACGGAUACAUCAGUAUCGUCCAGGAGAUGGACUGGGUCUGCAACGAUAGCUGGCCACCAGUUGUUGCACAUUCGUUCUUCUACGUUGGUGCCGUUUUGGGAAGUUUCGCGCUUGGUAUUUUGGCUGAUCGCAUUGGAAGACUACGCGUUUUGAUAAUCGCAAAUAUGAUAGUGAUUGUAGGCAAUAUGGCAACUGCCAUGUCGACCCAUCCAAUAGCCUACAUCAUAAGCAGAUUUUUGGCCGGUGCGGCGACUGAUACCAACUUUGUGAUGAUGUAUAUAAUAGUUAUGGAGUAUAUACGACCGAAAAUGCGUACGGCUGGAUUGAACUUAUGCAUCGGGGUAUUCUAUUGUAUUUCCUGCGUGGUCGUUCCAUGGUUGGCAGUCGGAUUGCGUACAUGGAAGUGGUUUCUUGUGGCAAUCUCACUUCCACAUCUCAGCGUACUCUCCUUCGCCAUCCUUGUUCCGGAGAGCGCCCAGUGGCUCCUAAGCAAAGGCAGAACUGACGAGGCAAUCGCUUGCUUCGAACGAAUCGCUAGGUUCAACAGAAGAACGGUAGACCCAAAGGUACUGGCCGAGUUACGUAAAUACGCAAACGAGCAUAUUAAAACCGUACGAAAUGAGAACCUUAUAGGUUUAAUUAGCACCCCGCGACUUAGAAAGAAGAUGCUGAUUUUAAUGUUUAAAUCUAUGGUAAUGUCGUUGGGAUACGACACGAUUGCGAGAAAUGUGAACGGAUUUGGAUUCUCACCCUUCACAAUAUUUUCUAUUUGUUCGAUCACUAUUCUUCCAGCGUGCGUAGUCAUUCUCUUUCUUCAAGAUCGUUGGGGAAGAAAAGCGUUAGCAAGCGGAGCGUUGUUUAUCAGUGGACUAUUCUCAGCCAUAGGGGGUGUCAUACUAGUCAUCAAUCAAUAUACCAGCCCAAUAUUGAUAAUCGCCAUAUCGAUAAUCUGCCGUUUCAGUAUUAACGUUGCGUACAACUCAGGGGCACAAUAUGCGGUGGAACUUAUCCCAACAGUGGUGCGCGGUCAAGGAGUAUCAGCGAUCCACGUAAUAGGUUACAUUGCGAACUUCUGCAGCCCUUCAAUACUAUACAUGGGCGAGAUGUGGAAACCUUCCCCCGAUCUCCUUUUGGCAGUUUUACUUAUUUUUGGGGCGUUCGCCUGCCUGUUCCUACCCGAAACAUUGAAUAAGACGUUACCGGUUACUUUGGAAGACGGCGAAAACUUUGGAGAAGACGAACGAUUUUACGAGUUUUACUGUUGUGGAGGAAGGGGCGAUGACAGUGUAGAAAUUUUAAACCCCGGUAUUUAUAAGAUUAAAUAUAUUAACUGACUGUAAUACUAAUUAUUAUUAUUCGAUACAUAAUACGGACGUAGGUUAAUUGUAUUAUUAUAAUAGGUAUAUUGUAUUUAUUCGACGAUAUAAGAAUUUUAAUAAACAAA